Parnassius mnemosyne (clouded apollo) is the source of this 1353-nucleotide messenger RNA. Lineage: Eukaryota; Metazoa; Arthropoda; Insecta; Lepidoptera; Papilionidae. The record is from the annotation of a GenBank genome assembly.
CUGCAGCUAGAAGCGGCUGCUGGCGUAGGCCCCGGGCCCCCGAACAACAACGCUGAGGGCGCAGUCGCCAGCCCACCGCGGGACGAUAAUCACAACGCGUCGCAGCCCACGCCACGAGUUCCACUCACCUCAUCAGAAGCGCUAAAAGCGUAUAGCGAAAGGCUUACUGAAUGGGAGAGGAAUGAAGUGAGGAAAUACCCAGAAGUAUGGUUCCUCGGUCUCGAGGCGAACAAGGUGCAGGCUCGCUCAAAUUUACCCAACAAUAGCGGUUUCGACGAUGAAAAUGGCAGCUACAAUAAGCAAAUCCACGACCACAUAGCGUACCGUUACGAGAUCCUCGAGGUGAUCGGCAAAGGCUCUUUCGGGCAGGUCAUAAGAGCGCUGGAUCACCGCACCGGAGACCAGGUCGCCAUCAAGAUCAUCAGGAACAAGAAACGCUUCCACCACCAGGCGCUCGUCGAGGUGCGAGUGUUGGACCACCUCCGAUUGAAGGACAAAGACCAAUCGCACAACGUUAUACACAUGCUAGAUUACUUUUACUUUAGAAAUCAUCUUUGUAUCAGUUUUGAACUUAUGAGCAUCAACCUUUAUGAACUCAUCAAGAAGAACAACUAUCAAGGUUUCAGUUUGAGUCUCAUCAGACGCUUUGCAAGCUCGCUUCUGCGCUGCCUGAGGUUGCUGGAGAGCGAGAACAUCAUACAUUGCGAUUUGAAACCGGAAAACAUUCUACUCAAAGCGCGAGGCAGUUCAUCCAUCAAGGUGAUAGACUUCGGUAGCUCGUGUUACACGCACGCGCGCGUCUACACCUACAUCCAGUCGCGCUUCUACCGAAGCCCAGAGGUCAUACUUGGUCUUCAGUACGGCACGCCCAUCGACAUGUGGAGUAUGGGCUGCAUCCUCGCAGAACUACACACGGGUUACCCACUGUUCCCGGGCGAGAACGAGUCGGAGCAGUUGGCAUGUAUCAUGGAAGUGCUGGGGACGCCGCCGCCGGAUCUACUGCUGCACGCUACAAGAAAGAGGCUGUUCUUUGAUUCAAAAGGCUCUCCGCGGACGGUCACUAACUCGAAGGGCCGCAAGCGCAGGCCGGGCUCGCGGGCGCUCUCAGCCGCCGUGCGGACUGAUGACCCAGCUUUCCUACACUUUUUACAUCGCUGUCUAGAAUGGGAUCCAAAACGCCGCAUAACGCCUACAGAGGCGACACGUCACGAGUUCGUUACGGGCUGCGCUCUGGGAACAACAACAGCAGGAGUGUUGGCUCUGCCUCGCCUAGCACCACCUAGACCUGCCCGCACAGCACUCUUGCACUCCCAAUCAGCUGGUGACGUGGCCGCCAUGCUGGGUCGAGCGUGA